Molecule: messenger RNA, 450 nt
Organism: Morchella importuna
Lineage: Eukaryota; Fungi; Ascomycota; Pezizomycetes; Pezizales; Morchellaceae
Exons: 7
Coding region: 1-450 (149 amino acids)
Source: RefSeq, a predicted model, not a curated record
AUGGAUGUUCGUUCUGAGGGACAUCCAGAAGAACAUACCAUAAGUCCGAACGGGACCUCCGUGGAACACCAGAAGCAGACCCCUCCCCUCUAUUCCCCCCAUGGAGUAGGGGAUACAAUUUUUACUUUUCAGAUCACCUCUUCAGCCCCCAACCCAACCAACGCGCAACUGCUUCUAUCUAAAACAUCUAGGAAAAAAAAACCGAUUACCGAGAAACACGGAAUUCCGGACCUGGUUCUAUUCCAUCUUAUCAUCUCGUCCUUGCAAAAAUUAUCGGACAUAGGGAUAUUCAUAUCUCGCACAACGUAUCUACCUACACCUACGUUGCUGUCUCUGUACAACUGCCUUACCGGCUACUCGAGAAUUACAUCCUCUACAACGCAUCUUGACGCUUUAACAUCUUUGAGGCAGAGACACAGACAGGCAGACAGGCAGGCAUACAGAACAUAA